AGUCACGUGUCCUCUUGGACGGGGUUACAAAAAUAUAAUUAUUUAUUAAUUAUAUUAGAUAGUGAAAUUAUUUAUCUUGUACAAAUUUUGGGAGGUUAAGCGGAGAGAGCAGGAAUGAAUCGAAGAUAGAAAAGAAAGGAAAGCAGCACAAAAGAAGAGUGAUAGGAAAAAAGAUGAGCUGCUGCAGCACUAGUGCGGGUGCCCUAAGGCUAACGGCUGCUAUGGCGGUCAGCGUUUCCCCCAAUUGCAAUUGCAAUUGCAAUUACUCAUCGAUGAAGAAGACGGCGACGAUGGCAAUUCGAGCAGCGAAAAGCAAUAUUAUUAGGUGCGAGGUUGCUAUUAACGCGGUGGAAGAGUCGACGACGUUACAGAUUGGAGCGCGGGUUAAGGUGAAGGUGCCUUUGAAGGUAUACCACGUUCCCAAAAUUGGCGAGCUUGACCUUACGGGUAUGGAAGGUGAGAUCAAGCAGUACGUUGGGCUCUGGAACGGUAAGCGAAUCUCCGCGAAUCUUCCUUACAAAGUGCAGUUUGUCACCGACAUCCAAGGUCGUGGUCCUGUCAAGUUCUUUGCCCACCUCAAGGAAGAUGAAUUUGACCUUGUUUAGUAUGCCUCCCUUCAUUAUUAUAAAACUAUAAAUAAUCGUCUGCACUGUUGUUGUAUUGUAUGUAAUCCACCUCCCUUGUUAACUAUUUCCUGCAAUUUUACUUCCCUGAAUUUUGACUCCAUAAUAAAUGAUAUUUUCGUUGCGCUUUUUUCUAAA
Messenger RNA from Cajanus cajan (pigeon pea), 761 nucleotides. RefSeq names its product ferredoxin/thioredoxin reductase subunit A (variable subunit) 2 (gene FTRA2). Gene Ontology annotation, biological process: photosynthesis. Lineage: Eukaryota; Viridiplantae; Streptophyta; Magnoliopsida; Fabales; Fabaceae. The record is from RefSeq and is a predicted model, not a curated record.